Aspergillus japonicus CBS 114.51 is the source of this 861-nucleotide messenger RNA. RefSeq lists its product as uncharacterized. The record is from RefSeq and is a predicted model, not a curated record. Lineage: Eukaryota; Fungi; Ascomycota; Eurotiomycetes; Eurotiales; Aspergillaceae. The coding region runs from base 1 to 861 and encodes 286 amino acids. The transcript is spliced from 5 exons.
AUGGAGAUAGAGUUACAGCCCUUUCUAGCACCCACCGCGGCAGACGGUGAGCAGCAGCAGCAGCAGCAGCAGCAAGACGUCCGAUAUGGAUUAGGGCUGCAUGUCUGGGCUGCGCCUCCCGGCUCGGUCUCGGCCUUUCCCAAAUCCUUGGUCAUCGCCGAGCUCUUCUAUGUGGCCGCUACUGUUGCCAUCAAACUCUCGAUUCUGCUCUCGUACCGGCGCAUUUUUCGAGUGCCUCAUGUGCAGAAGGCGACCACAAUAGUUGCCUGGAUCGUGUUUGCCUGGGCCUUCGCUUGUGGCAAGUGUGGAGUCAACAAUCGCGAUUACUUCCUGGGAAAGUCCAUCCCGGACACGAUCACCGAUGUUGGGAUUCUCAUGAUCCCAAUGAGAGCCAUCUGGGAGCUACACACCACGCGAACGCAGAAGUCCAGUCUCAGCCUCACUUUCUUGAUGGGUGGCCUUGUGAUUGUAAUCUCAAUCAUUCGACUCGUCUGCAUCAUGAGCGUCGAUCUGAGCUUCGAGGACAUUACGUGGAAUUUCGUUCCGUACCUGAUCCGGACCUGCGUGGAGCUGAACAUCGACACUGUUGCCGCUUGUUUGCCUUGCCUGUGGCCCAUUUACACAUACUGCCGGGAACGUAUGGGGUUGUCUGGUAGUUAUCCCAGCGCAGGCUCUUUUCCGAAUUCCGAGGGCCAGAUUUGUUCUGGGCGUAAUCGGUGGCGGCUAUUUUCGGAUGAAGACGAGUACCGAUAUGGGGAUCAGGUUCCUAUGCAGGCUGGCGAGGGAAUCACGGUUCAUCAUGGCUACUUGGUGCAGACAGAAAGCGCUACAUGUAGUGGCGGCGACGUGACCUUUCAUUGA